CCCACCCCUGCCCUCACCACCAAGGCGACUCCCAUGGCUCAGACCCAGGCUGGACCUCACGGGCCUGGCCGUGUCCUGGGGCAUGAGACUCUCACCCUUCCCAGUCAGGAUCUGCUGCCUGGAGGACUCUGGAGGAGGAGCCGGCCUGGCAUCUUGGGGCAGGGAGAGCCACAGAUGGGAGACGAGGAGGCCACUGUGGGCCAGGUGCAGGUCCCAGGUCCCAGCCCCUGGCUGGAGGCAGCACCUGUGUGGGCUGGUGGAGGUGGAGAGGCCACUCGGGGUAGGCGUCAUUCCCAAAGCCCUGCUGCCAUCCUGGGGAAGGGAAGCGUGUGCACAGAGGCCAGGCCUACACCCAGGGCAGCUCGCCGGCAGUGGGCAGAUUGCAGCAGGAACAGUAGGAAGGACGUCUCUGUGGAGGCUGGGCAGCUGGGCCCCAGCUUGGUUCCCAGGAGAAGGGGCAGGUAUCAGGGGCCUGGCCCCUCCACUCAGGGUAGGGCUGGCUGUGGAGGCACCUGGCCUGGUCUGGGGCGGCUCCGGGGUUCUGGGAGGGCCUUGGGCUGCAGAAUGACCUCACCAGGGAUGGAAGGUGAGGGAUGGAGGGUUGGUGGGAUCACCAGGGAUGGAGGGGGAGGGACAGGCAGGGCGCAUCACCUCACUCCUCCCGGCUGCUUUGUUCAGGGCAGGGGCAGCCAGGGUGGGAAGGGGGUCAUUGGGCAUCUGUCGUGGGCUCCCAGUUGGAGCUGCCCCUCUAGACAGGUGAUGAGCCUCCCAUCCCUGGGGACAUGCAAGUGGAGGGACACCUGGCAAAGCCGCAGCUCCCACUGUGGAUGGGUUGGAACGCGUGUCCUCCAAAUCGUAAACACUGGCUACUGCAUCCCAGCUCAGCUGUCUCUCGGGGCGCAGUGUCUGAAAGCCAGGUGCCCAUCUGGGUCCCACAGAGUCUGGCCAUCUGUGAUGCCCUCCAUGACCCUCAGGGAGCCCCCUCCCUUGCCAGGCAGGGGUCCUUGUUCCUCAGCUCCCACUGCGCGUGCCCCAUGUCUGACGUGUCUCUGGGGCACCGUGACCUCCGUCAGCCCCACAACCUGGGGGCUACAGCGCCUCACAGCACCGCUUCUGCAGCCACCGUGCCCCAGCCUCUCAUGAGUCCCACGUCUUGUGGCCACAGAAGUGCCAGCAGGGACACACGGGGCUGCCUCUUGCUGGUGACAGGAGUGUCCGCUGCAGUCGUCACAAGUCUCUCUCUGGGUCCGGAGGAGGGGUGGCAGGGAGAGAGGCCACCCGUGCCGGACAGGGUGGCGGCAGCUCAGCGCGAAGAACGUGGAAUGGAGCCAACGCCUCCCCGCCUCUAACCCUGCCUGCUGCUUCCUCUUUAACCCGGCAGCUCCGCAGCAGAACGGGCCCUGCACCCUCGCUCAUGACCCACGCUGCGCACGGCUGCACCCCUCCCAUGGUUGCAGAUACUCAGGUCCACAGCCAAUCAGGUGGCAGUGUAGGUCCAUGAGUGAAGGUGCCAGGCUCAGCCCCAAGUGCAGGGAGGGUGUGGGCGAGGCCCUGGGUUUUCCAUCACCGGCCAGCAGGUGGCGGGCACACCGGCUUCCCCGGGGGUCAGGUUAGUCCAAGCGCACAGAGCCUUGGCCGAGCGCAGUGGCUCACACCUGU
This is a messenger RNA of Sapajus apella (tufted capuchin), 1659 nucleotides long. Its product is annotated as spidroin-2-like. Bases 34 to 1143 code for a protein of 369 amino acids. The transcript has 2 exons. The record is from RefSeq and is a predicted model, not a curated record. Lineage: Eukaryota; Metazoa; Chordata; Mammalia; Primates; Cebidae.